This is a messenger RNA of Myzus persicae (green peach aphid), 890 nucleotides long. RefSeq names its product lysozyme-like. NCBI's taxonomy places the organism in Eukaryota, Metazoa, Arthropoda, Insecta, Hemiptera, Aphididae. The coding region runs from base 99 to 584 and encodes 161 amino acids. The record is from RefSeq and is a predicted model, not a curated record. The transcript is spliced from 4 exons. Gene Ontology annotation, molecular function: lysozyme activity.
CUCGGCAAUUGCUGUUAUUCAUCUGCACACGUCGGACAAGUCGAGUUCAACGAUUCAACUUUACUGCACCACCAAGGCGAUUCACACUGCACCGAACGAUGGCUUUCCACGUACUUUUCGCUACCGCUGUCCUGUGCCUGACAGCACUGUCCGUCUCUGCCAAAGCCUCUCCUCAACAGGUAUUCGCAGAACAUCAUCCAGUGACUGAGACAUGUUUGGGAUGCCUUUGCGACGCCAUCGGCGAGUGUACGCCCAACAUGAAGUGCAGCGGAGAUGUAUGCGGUAUGUUCGGUAUAACAUGGCCGUAUUGGUCUGAUUCUGGAAAACCGGUUGUUGAAGGAAGUAAUCCACACGACUCAGACGCUUACUCGAAAUGUGCCAACGACCCUCAAUGCGCCAAAAAAUCAGUGAUUGGUUACAUGGCCAGAUUCGCUCAGGACUGCAACAACGACGGGGUCAUUGAUUGCAAGGAUUACGCGGCCAUCCACAAACUCGGAGGUUUCGGAUGCAGAGGAAUCCUGCCCCAUGACUUCCAAGUACGAUUCUUGGCUUGCCAAAGUACUGUUCAGAACCUAUCGGGAUAGACUGGCGUCACAAUAAUCUUAAACGUUAUUAUGAUUGCUGCCCGACGAUCCACAGUCCAGACCUCGUCUUAUUAUGCUCAACGGCGAGCGCCUGAACUGCAGUGAUGCGACGAAAGCCCGCCUAUACCUAAUUUAAAACACUAUUUUCAAUUUUCUUGUGAAAAGUAUUUAUCAUACAUACCACUAUUAUAAUAAUAGUUGGAUUUGAUGUUUUUCAAAAUAAUAAAAACCUAAUUUAAAUUAUUUUGGGUUUCUGUGUAUUCAAAAUGUCGAUAUUUUAAAAUAAAUUGUAUGUUAACCCACAUA